AUGCCCCAACUAAAUACCACCACAUGGCUCACCGUCAUCACUCCAACACUUCUUGCACUAUUCCUCAUCACCCAGUUAAAACUAUUAAACUCACACCUCCACCCACCCACCCCACCAAAAUUUACCAAAACAAAACCCCACGCCAAACCCUGAGAACUAAAAUGAACGAAGAUCUAUUCACCCCAUUCACUACCCCCACAGUCCUAG
Molecule: messenger RNA, 207 nt
Organism: Pongo pygmaeus (Bornean orangutan)
Lineage: Eukaryota; Metazoa; Chordata; Mammalia; Primates; Hominidae
Source: the annotation of a RefSeq genome assembly